This is a messenger RNA of Tuber melanosporum (Perigord truffle), 2981 nucleotides long. RefSeq lists its product as uncharacterized. Lineage: Eukaryota; Fungi; Ascomycota; Pezizomycetes; Pezizales; Tuberaceae. Gene Ontology annotation, biological process: regulation of protein phosphorylation. The coding region runs from base 872 to 2416 and encodes 514 amino acids. Gene Ontology annotation, cellular component: cAMP-dependent protein kinase complex; nucleus. The transcript is spliced from 2 exons. Gene Ontology annotation, molecular function: cAMP-dependent protein kinase regulator activity. The record is from RefSeq and is a predicted model, not a curated record.
CUCCACCUCCGGUUGCCCUUCUCACCUCCCUCCUCUUCCCUGCCCCCCCCCCCACUUUUCAUUCAUCCUUUGCGCACCUAAAGACCUUUGCCAGCCAUCAACUAUUGUGCCUUGCACUCUUUGUUCAUAGUGCCAUCUCAUUUUUUGUUCUAGUAGAGCCCUUUUGCCCCGGACAAUAUCGUGCGUCUGGCGGGUACUAAUCGAGGAACAGGCUCAGCUAUUACGCGGAGCCGCCUGCACUGCUUGAUUCUGUUUGGCUCGCUCACUAGCAUUAUCUGUAUGUUCCUUCUAGCCUACUCCUGCUUUUUUGCCCCAUCUUAGUCUCCCCUGUCCACGGCUACCUGCCGCCUAGCUAACAACCGCUUCUUACUAUCAAAAGAUAUUCUAUUCAACCGUCUCCAUUCGUGACGCGAUAUUUUUCUCACUUGAAAACCCUCAAGAGCGAUCCGGAGAAAAUUAUCGCCGGUUUCAAUUUGUUUCAGAAGGAUUCCUGCAGGGUUGUUGUUUGGCCUAGGCACGGGACAAAGAGGACCAGUGAACUGGAGUCACUGCAAGGCAGAAUCGUGACUCAAACCUGAGACUGACUUUACCCUAAGGACGGGAGGGCAGAGAAUUCAAAUUUUUGUUUUGCUUCUUCGCUGGCCCGGUCCGUUGGCUACUCACCUGAGGCUCUCCGUGACAUAUAAGUAAGAAGGUGGUUGCAUACUGCUUUGUCCGCAUUAUUAUUUUAGACGGGCCAGAGCUGAUUUUGUGGUUCACAGUUUGGUUUUCAAUAACCAAGAAUUACCUUCUCCAGACAUCUCCAGAGCAACUCAAUUUGUUUGUUCCUACCCCUCCACCACCCCCAAGCACAUAAGAUCAGGAUAGGGGAAUGUCACUCCCGGAAGCUUACCUCGACGAAGUCAACGCACUCAACCGCGAGAUACUAAAAUCCAAACCCACGGACGUUCUCCAGUUCUGUGCUAACUUCUUCAAUCGCCGCCUCGAAGCUCAGCGAGUCGAAUUCCUGCUAUCUGCUUCAAAUAACUCUGGGUUUUCCUCUUCAAAUACUUUCGGAGCAAUGCCAAGUUCCUCAGCAUAUGGUGGCGGUGAAAGCCUCUUCCCUGGCUCCGUAGUGAAUCUCGGUGGCCCCCCUUUAGAUGGGAAUCGCGAGAGCCCUUUUUCCGGAACAAUAAGAGAAGAAGAUGAAGACGUUGGACAGAGCCCAACUACCCCUAGCUUCAGACCGGCCGUUCUCGGAGGUCCUAGUAUUUCGAAUCCCAGCCUGGCUGCACCACCUCUAUCACCUGGCCAAUCACUAUUCUCUCCUCGGUCUAGAUUUGCCUUUGGUAAUGAUCAGCCUCCACACCCAGGCUCGUCGCACCUUUCCCCAUCCAUACACCUUUCUCCAAAUUCUGCAUCACUCGAUUUCCCAUCCAACUACAACAUGGGUCGACGAACCUCCGUUUCCGCCGAGUCACUAGUCCCAUCAUCCUCAAAUGAGGAAUGGAAUCCCCCCGUAUACCCGAAGACCCCUGAACAGCUCGGCCGUUUGAAAACAGCUGUGUCUGGAAACUUUUUGUUCAUGCAUUUGGAUGACGACCAAAGCGGACAAGUCCUUUCCGCGCUCAUGGAGAAACCCAUUCCCGGGAAAGGCACCAGGGUUAUCACUCAGGGAGAUGUCGGUGACUUUUUCUACGUGGUCGAGAAAGGCUCUUUUGAUGUUUACGUCAAUAGUGCCGGCAGUAUGCUUCCCGGCCUCGAUGGUAUGGGCAAAAAGGUGAACUCAAUUGGCCCAGGAGGGUCUUUCGGUGAAUUAGCAUUGAUGUACAACGCUCCGCGUGCUGCCACCAUCAUAUCUACAACUUCACAGAACAUCCUGUGGGCAUUGGACCGCGUGACAUUCCGCCGGAUCUUGAUGGAAAACACAUUUAAGAGACGCAGAAUGUACGAGGCAUUCCUUGAGGAAGUGUCAAUUCUUUCCUCCCUCGUCCCAUACGAGCGCGCCAAGAUUGCCGAUGCUUUGGAGCCAUUCACGUUCCAUCCUGGAGAUGUCAUUAUUCAACAGGGUGAUCCAGGCGACAACUUCUACAUCAUCGAGUCUGGUGAAGCGGAGGUGGUCAAGCACGGUGCCCACGAACCGGUCAAUAGGUUAACAAAGGGCGAUUAUUUUGGGGAGCUUGCACUAUUGAAUGACGCCCCGCGUGCUGCGAGCGUUAGAGCAGUAACCAGGGUGAAAGUGGCGACUUUAGGAAAGGAUGGAUUCCAGAGGCUCUUGGGGCCUGUGGCAGAGAUUAUGCGAAGGAAUGACCCCAGGUUAGCUGAGGGCGUUGACCCGCUCUCCAAUGUUGGAAGCCCUGGACCCUCGGGCGGAUUUGAUGGAGGAAAGGAUGUUGUGGAGGAGGCUGCUGGCAGGGGGAGAGCCGUAGAAGUCUAAGGGCAUAAUUGGUUCUUAAGUUUUUUUUCACUUCAAAUGGUGAGUAUCUGGCUUAGACUGCUACUCUAGAGUAGUCAGAGGCUAUUGGUGUUUCCUCCUCUUAUUACCGUCUCCUUGUAACUAUUCUUUCUCACUUUCUUUUUUCUUUUUUCUUUUCGUUUCUCUCCUUUGAGAUUGAUGCCCAUGCAUUAAUGAAUGGAUGGGGGAAGAGCAGUGACACAGAGGGUUAUAACGAAACUAGCAAAAUGGGGCUUUCUUCUUUACCCUUUGUUCCAUUCUUGCCCUGCUUUCUUUUUUUUUGCUGUCCAUUUGGAAAGUUCGCAGUUAUAGAGGUGGGGGGUGUCUGAGGUGGCACGAAGGAGGGAGGCACAAGUUGUCUAUUAAGCAUUCAUCUUGGGCAUAGUGGGGCUGCUUGUUACGCUUGGUUGGAUGAUUAUUGAAAGCCAUUUCCCCCUCUUGCAGUGCAGUGCGGUCGAGUCUUUUGCACAGAGAACAUGGGCGAUAAAUGGUUACUAUAUUCCUAAUAUGAUAUCAGUAUAUUACCUGAUUAUUAAACCGAAUAAAA